Trachemys scripta elegans is the source of this 1216-nucleotide messenger RNA. RefSeq names its product chromosome 5 C4orf17 homolog (gene C5H4orf17). Lineage: Eukaryota; Metazoa; Chordata; Testudines; Emydidae. The record is from RefSeq and is a predicted model, not a curated record. Bases 140 to 1216 code for a protein of 358 amino acids. The transcript is spliced from 9 exons.
ACCAGACAUCAAUCCAUGCUCUCCAAAUCUUUCUGAACAAGUCUCUCAUAUUUCAAACUUCAUUUGGCCGCUGCUGAUGAGACACUGUCAGGACCCACUACCCCAAGAGUUGCUGUGGGGAGAAUAGCAAAGUUACAUCAUGAAUAUCAAUUUCAAACAACAGCCUGAGCCUGAGUUCAACUACAAAGUAAUAACACAGAGAAGUCUGAGCGAUUCUCCUUUUGGAAGAGCAAGUGGAACUUAUUUUCUCUCCAGACACAUCCCACAUUCCAGGACAGUCUGCCAUAUUCAAGGGUUAAAUAAUGCACCUGUCUGUGUUGUGAGAGAUGCAGGGAGUUUUUCAAGACCAUACCAGGCUGCCAGCAAAAUCCUAAUCCCACAGCGAGAAUACGAUCAGCAACAUGGGCUAACUGGGCAAGGCAUGGGCACGCCAUCUCCUAGCAGCACUACACUAAGCCUCCAGGCUUAUCCACACGUUGGGAAAGGUCCAUCGCGACCAAGUUCACAGCCUGGAAGAGGAGAAAUGGCUGAUUUCUCUAAAAGGUCAAGAGACUCCCUUGCUUUACCGAGAAAGGAAGAUCCUUUGAAAAAACAACCAGCUCGUCCUCUGACUGCAGUUGGCCACGAGAUCCAUCCUUCUUCUCUUACCCGUCCCUCUUCUCCAGCCCGUUUUAUGCAUUACAAGCCAGAAGUCAGAGAGAAUAUAAACUAUGUUCCAAACUAUCUGGAUCAGGAAAUAAAAGUCUUGGAAAAACUCCGUGACAUUCUACAGACAGACUCCCUUGCAGAGAUCCAAGAGUGGCUGUCAAGGGCAAGUAUAAGAGAGAAAGAGUUUGUAUCAAAUUUGAUUCGCUCAGAAAUGACUAGCAGGGACUUGCUGAAUUAUCGGCAAAAUACGCCAAAAGAAAGUGCAGUCCAUGAUACAAUGAAGCCUUCCCAUGCCCCUUGGACAGAAACAAGGGAAGAAGUGAACAAGUUCAGGCCUUCAAGUAAAGCAUCAGAAGCAAGUAAAGGAAUGGAACAAGAAAGGGAGAGAGAUGGUCAUUUGUCCACCAGAGGGGAGAGACUUACAAUCCCAAUUUCUGAAAAUUUGCACAGAGGAAGGUCCAGCUCCCAGGGAACGAGCCACAGUCCUUCCUUAGCGCUCCGACAAAAGCCCCACCUCCGCUACAGCAAGUUAUCCACUGAUCAGAGACAUCUUACUGCCAGAGAAUAA